Molecule: messenger RNA, 18438 nt
Organism: Vanessa atalanta (red admiral)
Lineage: Eukaryota; Metazoa; Arthropoda; Insecta; Lepidoptera; Nymphalidae
Exons: 17
Coding region: 51-16658 (5535 amino acids)
Source: RefSeq, a predicted model, not a curated record
UUACGAAAACACAAGCGCAUAAAUGUCUCUCCGCGAUAUUUUCUUGAGAAAUGACUUCUACAAAUGACGGAAAAGACGUGAAAAGUAAUCAAACAAGUGGUCAGAAAGGCAAGACAUAUUAUAUUGAACUUUACAAGUCACUCGAGGCGCGGUUAAGCGCCGAGUGCACAGGCGAGCAGCGCACGCGACUCGUCUGCGAGGCGUGGCGCCGCGUGCACAGCCUAUGUCAGCACUCGGCGCCCACCACGCACCCGCACCUGCUCGCCUGGCUUCAGCGGCACACCUCACACACUAUAUUACAGACUGAAUGGCAGUCACCCAAAAGCAAAGAUCAACAUGUCUGGCUGGAGGAGGCUAUCGACACAUUCAUCGCGGAGUGUCAUACGGCGAUCUCCGCGCGAGAUGGAGUCACUCCAUCUUGGGAAAGCCAACUACUACACAGAGCCCAGUGGUUUAGAAAAGUCUUGUCAAAUCCUUGGGGUCAUCCGGUCCUCAAGGCUCUACUAGAUUCUCGAGGAGUUCAGCCGACUGACGAAGAAGUUCUAGGAUGGCUGAAAGAGGAGAGGGGCGUGAUGUUCGUGACGCGGCUCCGGCAGCUGGCCGCGUCCAAGUGCGACGACCUGGCGCUGCUGCUGGCCACGGCCGUCAUGCUGCGCGCAAGGAACUCCACCGCCGUAGUGUCGGACGUCGACCAGGCUGCCGACCACAAAGAUCAAGCGGAAACAGCUCGAAGCGAGCCUACAUUCGUGGAUAUACUCCGUAAAGACGCCGGAUUCACGGUGGACGUAUGGGAACUACUUACCGAUAUUGAAUUUGUACUUUUGCACAAGGGAGAGUCACGUUCGCGGUGCAUUGAAUUGGCUAAACAAACUCCACUACGCAAUGGCUAUCAGCUGGUGGAACGUUUACACAGCCGGCUCGAGAUGUCGCCGCGAGACAAGAAAAUGUGGAAAAAUGCUAAAGAAGUUGCUACACUUAUUGCGCAGGUGGUGAUCGCCCGCUGCAUGGUGGUCCCGACGUGCAGCGGCGCGGCGCGCGUGGCGCUGUACGGCUGCGCGCGCUCGCUGGUGCGCCUGCUGCCCGCCGACAAGCUGCCCACGGCGGCCGCGGCUCUGGCGGCCCCCGCCGCCACCGCCCGCCAUCUGCACACGCUGGCCUCUGCCAUACAUGCGCAAUGCAAAGAUGAGCGGAAAUCAUUUGUGUGUGAAUUGUACGUUCGCGCCAUCACUGCUGGUAUGAAUGAAUUGGAGAGACUCAAACUUAAGACUGAGAAGGAAGCAGAGGCACGUUUAACUGAAGAGACUUUAUCAACAUGGUUCACACAGCUUGGAUCAUUAUUAUCAGCAAGUUCUCGAUUGAGCAGCGAAUGCGUCCUUACAGCAUUCUCGGUUCAUCCUUCAUCAUUUAUGUAUGAUCGGGUCAAAGCAGCACCACUGCUUGCACCAAUACUCAAGGAUAUACACGAGCCAAGAUCUGACACUAACUCUGAGUUUGGAAGCUGGGCGACAGACAGUAGGACUCAGACGAAUUUGGUUAAGACAUCUGAAACAAUCAACUUAAAACAGACUCAAAGACAAGCAAAUGUGUUGUCAACUGCAAUAUUUGCUGAGGGCGAAGCGCUAGGUCUUGGCGCGGAGCUUUGCCAAGAUCUUGCCGUUUUAAUUUCCGGACCAAGGGUUAAAACUUUAUCUUGGGAUAUGGACAGGGAAACACUACUCGAGAAUUGUCGGACAUAUAUGGAGCGCACGCACGGAGGCACGCGUGCUCUAACAACCGAACUUAAAUACCUCAAUCUAGACCCACGAUCUUUCCAACAUUUGCCAGAAGAAAUCGAUGACGAGAACGACGCCUUCUACGGUAUUGAAAAAGGUUAUGAGCACUUGGUAGAAUUGCAAGAACCAGAAGAGAUAUGGCAGGAUGCUCUGUCAGAUAAUCCUACCCUAUCAGACAGUGCUCAUAGUAUAGAAGAGUUACCCAUAGUAAUACCUAGACGAAAGAAGAAAAGUAGACGACUGAAAUAUUUAACAGAUGAUGAAAUUGAUCCACUUAGUCUAGUUGGAGAUACUAACACAACUGUGAAGGAAAGACCUCAUAGCAAAGAAAGAAGUAAGGAGAAAAAAGAGAGAAUAGAUAAAAUUAAAAUAAAAAAAGAAUCAUCUAAGGAUUUUGAUCAAAGUACUGAAAUAGUUCAAAAAGUCGGAGAAAAACCAAAGGACAUACGAAAGAAAGAAAAGAAGAAAGAGAGAAAAGAACGUAAAAAGAAAGAAAAAGUAGGCAUAUUAGAAUUUGACACGAAACAACAGAAACCACCAAGUGGUUCUUUAUCAAGACUUGUUGGUAUGAAAGUGGCCAGGAUACCAGAAGUAAAUGGACAAUUGAAAAUCGAAAAGAGUGAUUUGGACAGUAAUAUUAACAAUAACCUAUGCAUUACUGACAGUGACUACGAUAGCCAAGGAAAGUCGUCAAUUACAUCAAUCAAUUCCGAGGGCAAUGACCCUGAUGUAUUGUUUGACGGGCUUUUUUCUAUGGAUGAAAUUAAAUCACCUGAAAAGUCAACAGAUUGCAUUCAGCGUUCAAAUACGUUUAAAACAGAAGAAUUAAGAGUGUCAAAUGGUAUUAUUAUUAAUAAUACUCUUGCUGUUCCUAAAAUACGCCAUGCAACAAAUCAACAGCAACGAAUAAAUUUUCCAUCAAUAAAGUCUGAUUCUACAAGUUCUGGUCAAAGUUCAAAUAAUGAUGUUAGAGAAGAAGUUAAGAAGAGUAUUAAAAAACUUAUAGAAUUUAGGCGCCACAAAAGUAUAAAUGAUGGAAGUAUGACUCUCGAGGAGCCUUAUCCCCAUCAAACAUUAACGCCGAACUUACCUACCUCUGAUAAAUUGACUAGUUCAAAUUCUCCGAAAGUUUAUUUUAAUCGCGACGAAAUAGAGCAGUUUAACGCCCUGAAAGAUGAAGUGAACAUAAUCUUAAAGAAUUGCAGUAAUAGAGGAAACAUAGUUCAGGAGUCAACAUUUCUUAAUGACCUUAACAAGAAAAAUGAUAAAAUAAACAGUAAUCUUUGUGAUAAAACACAUGACAUAGUUAUAAAUAGAGCUUCUGCACAAGCAUGCAGCGCAUCAGUGAAAAGUUACCACCAACCAGUGAUUAAAGCAAACAGUAAUCAUUCUGAUUUGCAGUUAGAAAAAACGGUGAAAAACGAUGUGCUAAAGAAUAAUGAAACUCCUAGUCAAAUUCAGUACAAAGAGUUUCUAAAGCAAAGAAGUUGUGGCGUCAUCAAGACACAUCCUCUCGUAAAAAACGUUACUGACGUUUCAAGCCAAAAACCAAUGACGAAUUUAGUAAAAAAACAGUCUUCUAAACAGAUAUGUAAGCCAAGACAAAAGCAAAGUAACACAAAUGUAUCUAGCAUUGAAAGUAUUCAAAGAGAUUUUCCAAAACAACCCAAAAUUGAUGUCUCUGAAACAUUAAUCAGUAAUAAAGAUGACGGAAAUAUUCCAUUGCAAUCAUCGAUUAGUUGUCAAAGUAUGACUAGUGCUAAUUUAUCUACCCAGAAUCAAUUUCAAAGUUUUCUAAAAGAAUUGCAGGAAACUAUAAAUGCUGGAGCUUCAAAAGAAAAACCCGAUGUAAAGUUAUUAUCUGAUAAAACUAAUUGUCCUAAGCAAAAGAAAGUCGACAAUGCACCAAAUACUUUUUCGCGCCUGAGCUAUUUACAUAAAAAUAAACACAAUGAUAAUAAACAUAAAAUUUUAUAUGAUCAAACUAAAACUCUUAAAAAUAAAACUUCAGAAGAGAAGCAAAAUCUGAAUAUGAAUUUUGACAAAGUAAGUCAUUUACAAACUAGAGGUGACAUAGUUGUAUCCAGGGUGGAUAAAACAAAAAGUAAUUCAAGCGAAAAUACUAAGGUGGUUGUUCAAAACGUACAAAAUUACAAGUGUUCACCAUUAACAAAAACCACUCCUUUAUGCCUUAAUAGGCAAUAUCCAAUAAUAUCAAAUAUGUUAAUGUCAGAAAAUCGUUCUUAUGAUUCAAAUAUAUCAAAUGAAGCUGAUAACAAAAGUUUGGAACAAAAAAAUAUUGUCACCCCAGCAGCUUCUUUAAAAGGUCACCUUACAGAAAAUGAUCAGAAUGAUUUAAUAUUAUUAUUGAGACAGCAAUCUAAAAUGCAUCCGCUUAAAUUGCAUCAUAAGUCUGAUGAAGUUCAAAAUAAUCCUAGUAACUGUACUGUAACAAUUAAUAUGAACAAACAAUCGAGUGUUAAGUCUAUUAACAAAGAUAUUCAACCUAAAGAUCCUCAGAAUUUGAACAGGAAUGUUCCAAUUUUAGAUAAACCCAUCUCUACAAGUAAUUCAUCUUCAACAGUAAAAGUUUCUAAUAAUAAAUCGAAUGCGGUAUCUGAACUUAAAAAGGUUCGCACCGUAAAGGGUUCCGGCAAAGGGGCAACUUCAAAACAAACAGUUAAGAGCAAUGAUAAUCAAACAUCUGAUUGGGAAAGUGUUAUGAAUGCUCUUCUAGCUCAAAAGACACCAAGUAGAGGGCCAAAUGCUCUAGAUAUUGUACUUAAAAAAGAUUCGUUCGAAAAAAGAUCUCUACAAAAUGCAGAAUGUCAUACUAUUAAAGCAGCUUGUUCUAGAAGUAAUAGCUCAAGAAAGGUCGGUGAAUAUGCCAACACAAAACAGUGUUCAAUGAAGACAAAAUCGACAUUGGCCAGCAGUGGGAAAACAGUACAAUUAGAUAUGACGCCAUCACCAUAUUUAAAACAAAAACAGGAUAAAAAAUUAGGAGGUCAAGAUAAUAACAUAGUUUUGGGAAGAAACAGUCCAUUAGACUUUAAAGAAAAACAUUUGCCUGAUGUCAUUCAAAAUGCUAAUGAUCCAUUUAUAUCAGGUAUACCAAAUUCAGAUUAUGAUUUAUUAGAAGAAUUAAUGGAUGAUGACUUGCGCAAGGAGAUUGGAGAACUAAUGUCAGAUGAGGAACCAUAUAGUGCAUUAACACAAGGUCCUAAAACAAAAACUGUACCUAACACCAAAACAUCUCAUGCAUUUGUAAAUAAAUAUCCGAAUCAAAGCGUUGAUACGACAGUAAUCCGUAAGUCACAAAGGGUUGAUUCUUGCCAAAAUUUGGACCUUGUACACAAUAAAAAUGUAUUUUUUUCAACUAAACCCAUGAAAGACUUGCAAUCGAAAUGUAAUAAUCAAGUUAAUCCUGUCAGUCAAACGAAAUUAAAUACUAGUACAGCAAUCACAGAUACUCUUAACAAGAAGCUACGCAUUAUUUCUAACGAAUUAAUUACACCAACGAUGGUUAAACAAACACCCAAUUCAAAAAUCUGCGACAAUAUUCAUCCCGUUAAAACAAUUUUUACAUCUGAGAAAAAUAAUUUAAAGAUAUCAAAUGUAUGUAAUAAAAAUGUAGGAAACAACAUACCAGCAACAAGUACUUGCAAUAAAUCUAAAGUUGAAGAAGUACCCAUCACAGACAUACAAAAAAAUAUAACUGAUAAAGCAAAUAUUCAAAAUCAAGCUUUGGACCCUACAAGAGUUAUUUUAACAGUACCUCAGAGAAGUGCGACACCGAAUAUGAUGAUGAUCGGUAGCGAUUUAAUUUACAAUCCCUAUUCCACGGGGCAAAUAGAACAGUCAAACAAAAGUUCUGCAAACUUUAAUAGAAACGCUUAUGUUGCUGUAAAUAAGGCACCAAAUUUUACUCUGUUUACAACUCAGUUUGUUGCUCCUUGUGUGAAUCCAGUUAUUAUUGAUCGUUCUAUAACUUUACCAGUAAUACGUAGGGUUUCACCAAAUAUGUUAAUGAAUUUAAAUUCCAAUAUAUCUUUAAAUUUAAAUAGUUCUGAAAAUAAUACUACAAUAAAACCUGACCAGGAAAAUAAUUUAAAGACUGAAGACCCAAAAUCUAAUUGUAAAAACAAAAUUGAAAAUAACAUUAAAGUUGCGAAAAUAUGUCAUAAAACACGCGAAGAUAACAAAAGCCCCGUCAUUGUUCAAGAUCCACAAGGCCGUUUAGUCUGUAACAUAUCAACAUCGAAAACCGAAUUGCCAAAUAAUAAGUUUAUAGCAGAUACGCUUACGAACAGCCAUGAUGAAAAAUUGGAUAUAAAAGAGUUGACGCUACCAUUGCAGCAAAGUACAACUCUUGAUAUAAAUCACGGUGAUAUAGAAUCAAUAAAACCAUAUAAACUUUCAAAAAGAGUUGAAAUGAAAAUAGAAUCCAAAUCACAAGACAAUAAAUCUCUAUUAAGUUUAGAAAUCGGGCCUGAAAUUAAAAAUCCAAUAAAAAAACAAACAGACGAAGAUAACAAAAGUGAAAAAGAGGAAGCGACAUAUCGAGAAAGAAUACAACUUAAACGAAUGGUUAUAUUAAAUAGACAACUUUAUCAUCGUUGUCAAGAUAAACCAAUAGCUCUUUCUUAUAAAUCAAUUACACCAACCAAAGAAGUUAUCCAAUUUAAUGAAAAUUUACAUAAUACUCAUAUAAAAAAUGAUGACAAUACAACUUUCAAGGAGGAACAAAAUAUUGCUUUGCCAAAACAAAAUAUAAAUCAAGAUGAAUAUGAAAAUUCAUGCCAAAAACUUUCAAUAAAUGACAAUAACGAGAGCAAAAAUACUUUAGUCUCCCCAAGUCGUCGUAUUUUGUUGCGAUCAUCAAAUGUUUUAAAAGAUACGACCAUAUUGUCACCUACUGAAGUUCGGAUUGGAGAUAAAAAACAAAGAAGAAAGCUAAAAUGUCCAACUUUAAUAAAAAAGCGAAACACAUUUAUUAAACCCAUUAUAAAUAAAAAUAAAACCGAUAAAUCCUGCAAAUCUACAAAAUUGACAUUAGUUGAAAAACAAAUAAAAAGUAAAGAAAACGUUCAGAAAAAUAAUAUGGCACCGUUUGAGACUAAUAUGAAUACAAAUGAAUGUUAUAUUGAGAACCAAAAUGAAAGUAGUACUGACAAAUCCAUUUACACUUAUGUCGAUAUCGAGGAAAAAAUAACAUCAGCUAUAAUACCGAAUAUCCUUAGCAAAAGCAUAAUGCAUAAUAAGCGCACAGAAGAUUUAAAACAAACUGAAAAUAUACAAAAUAAUUCAUUAAUACAAAACACAAUAGAAAAGUUUCCUUCGAGUUUUGGGCGGAAUGAUACUCUUGAUAGACCUAAUAAAGAAGACAAUGUUCCAAAUUUAAAAGAACAUGUACAAAAUAACACGAAAUUGGCAAAUCCUCUUGAAAAUGAGGAAGUAAGAAACUGUGAUGCGAGUAACCUUAAUAUAAAUGAUGGUGUAUGUAAUAUUAAUGACUUAAAGACCAAACCCUGUUCUGGUGAUUCAGGUCAAAAUUCAGAAAUACUAUCAUCCGUUAUUGACGAAAAUAUAAACAACGUAAAAACUAAUAAUACACAACAGGAUAUUUUUAGCAAUGCCAAUCUAGAUGUUCAAAAACCGAUCUCUAGUGAAAAUUGUACAGGAACUCAGUCAGAAAUAUCGAGUAAAGAACUAAGUACAACAAUCCAUGAAAAUGUAUUGGAAUAUAAAGACAAAGUAAUUUUUGAAGAAAUACCAAGCUAUAAUAACGACCCCUUAAAAAAAUGCGUUCGAAUAAAACUUCCAAAUGGUAACACUUUUAAGGCAACCAUAUCGGGUAAGCUAAGCGUUAACGUAGAUUCAAUAUUUGAAGAUCCAAAGAUCAAGGCAUUGCUAUGGCAAAAUAUAAAUAAUAAUACAAAAUGCACAUUAAAUAUUAAACAAGUUGCGAUUAAAACUCCACAUACAUCUCACACAAUAAAAACUAAAGUGCAUGAUAUAUCAUAUAUGAAAAAACCUAUUGUCAAUACAGAGACAAUUAAUUUAAUAAGUGACGACGAAGAUAUUACUCAAACUUUUAAAACAGAAUUUGGAAAAUUUGAUGUUGCAUUUAUGAAUAAGGAAAUGUUUAAUAAACAUCAAAGUAGGUUAUCCCAAAAAUGUGUAGUGGAAAUCGAAAGACUUCCUUCUGUUAUAAAUGCUAUAAACGAGUCUACAAGUGAAUUGAAAUCAAAAGUUUUGGAAGGUACUGAUAGAUCAACUCAAAAAGAAACAACAACAUCUACUACAUGUUCAAAAGAAAAGAUAUCGGACUUCAUUGAAAUAGAUGAUUCUUCAAACGAGAGCGGGGCUAAUAAUAUUGUUCCCAGUACAGAUCUUAAUAGCACGAAGCUAAACGAAGACAUUGGUGAUUUAAAAACAAUGUUACUCCAAGAUUUUGGUGUAGAUGGUCAAGAUAAUUUUUUAAAUAAUAGCUGUGAAAAAGCAUUAUCUAUGGAAAAAUCAGCAAACAAAAUUAGCACAGUUUCUGACAGUGAAGAAAUUAAAUCAAAACAAUGUCUCCUAAGAAUAGAAAAAUGUGAUGAACUUAUAGAAAAAAUGAAAAUUCAAAAAAAAAUGUGUUUUGUUAGUUUAGUUAGAUGCGAUGACACUUUAAAAAACCUCGCAAAAAAAUUAGAUAUAUACUCCAAUAAAAACGUCGAGGAAAAAUCAGAAAUGUCCCAUUAUUCAUCAUAUGAAAAGUCGAUUAUUUUAGAUGAACAUUCAAAUAAAUAUACAACUUUGAAACGUAGUGGAUCAUUAUCAAUAUUAAGCGACUUUAUGGUAUCAAAUGAAAGCAAAAUACAAAAAUCACAAUUAGUCGAAAACAAUAACGUGUUAAUGAUCCCUUCAUCCUCCGAACAACGAUCAAGCAUGAGUAAGUGUAAUGCAGAUUGGUUAAUGACCAAACAUGAUUUACAGUGUUAUAUCAGCAAAAACUCGGGAACUAAAAAUGAGAACUUAAAAUACGAUGAUUCUUCAACAGAUUGUGACAGUGAUAUUGAGAACUCUGUAUCACUAAAUAUACCGUUUGUCAAAGAAACUAACACUUGUAGCUCAAAUAAUAUAAAGUAUGAAGUGCCAACACUUGUUAAAUUAACUGUCAAUUAUUUUGUCAAUAACAGCAAUGUCAUUGAAAAUCUCAAGCCAUAUGUAUGCUUUUUACCUGUGGGUGAAAAACCCUCAAAUUCAUCCCCUUUAAAAAGAAAAUCAACUGGUAUGGCAGAAAAAGUAAAUCGCCACAAAGUAUCAAAAAUAGAAAAUAUUUCCCCUAAUCUAAUUUCCGAUGAGACUAAUAAAAAAGGUUUACCAAAAUCUGGUAGUAAUAUUCAAACUAUUUUAUUGUGUAAUAAUCUAAAAACUACUGAAACGUUGGUGUACGAUAAAGCAUUAAUAAAAGAGUCUGCUGAAUGUAAUAAUUAUGUAAAAUCGAAAGAACCCGAACAGAUUUAUCAUUGUGAAUUCGAGAAUGUUAAAAAACUAAAUGGUGAUAACACAAUGGAUGAUAACAAGCCUAUCAGUAAAUACGAAGAUUCUAUUAGAAUUAAAAAAAAUGUUAAUAAAUUAAAGAAGGCGAAUGAAAAUAUUUCUAUAAAAAAGGAUGAAGAAUUCAACAAUCAAGUAUACCUUGAUAACGAAAACAUAAAUCGUCAUGAAAAAUAUCUUCCAAAUGUUCCAAGUAAUAGUAGUUCAAGUAUAUUGAAUGAAAAUAACGUUAAGAAUUUUUUUCAUGAUCAACAAAACGUAACUGAAAUGGAAACGAAUAAACAAUCAUCAAUUUUGAUAAAUGCCAAUUCUGAUAAUGAAAAGAAGAAUUCUGAAACAAUAAAUGAAUUUUUAAAUACAGAUUUUCUGAGUUCUGAUGAUAAAAUUGAAGUUAUAAUACCGUUAGAAGAAAUUGACGAUGAAAAUAUUCAGACAUUACUCUUAAACACAGCAGGUUCUGGGGAUAGCUGCUUAAGUGCAGAUAUGCUUCUUGAGAGAACAAAAAGCAAUUUAAAUAAAUUUGAAGAACAAGGUAAACAAGAGGUUGUUCUCAAUAUUAACCAUAAUAUGAAAGAUCAAAUAGGUAACACUAAAGAACCUAAACCAAAUUGUAUUGACACAUAUGAUUCAGAAUGCUUACUUAAAAAUGAUAUUAAGGAUUUAUGCCACAUAGAAAAUUUACAUAAACAAAGUCGAAAAGAUUAUCUACAAAGUCGGAUUAAGGAAACUACAACUGAAAAAUGUGAAAAUACGGAUCUAGAACAUAAAAACAUUAAUAUUGAAGAAGUCCAAAGUAUUAUGGAUUCUGAUAACACGUCACACAAUAAAAUUUCAAGUAUAAAUGACUGUAAUCCAAAUGAGUUAGAUACUAAAUGUUCUUCAAAUGAUAAUACUUUGCAAAAAAAUGUAACACUUGUAUAUAAAGGCGAUUCUAGCGUUGUAUUAAAAGGUUCUAUUUAUGAGGAUCCAGUAGUUGGUACAUGUUAUGUGUUUCCUAUAUUGAAUAGAGCUUCUUAUUCAGAUGAGACGGGCUACAGUAACAUUUGCGACGAAAAAACUAUUAAUGUCAUAAAAGCUCUCAAAAACAAAGUUUUUGAAGAUCAAAGUGAAAGCGACGAAAAGGAAAAUUCUAAUAAUUUGAAUGUUGUUAUACCCAAAGUAACUUACUCAAGACAAAAGGUUAAAGAAGUUGAAGCCGCUGAAAAAUUAAGUAAAAAAUAUUUAAAACGUAAAAGUGAUACAUGUGACAUUAAGUUGAAUGAAAAAAGAUACAGAAAAAGCAAAAAUAUCGACUACCCAAAAAUAACUGUAACUGCAAUGACAGAAUCUGCCUAUAGUAAAGAGUAUAAACGUCUCUUUAAUUAUUGUAGCUCCAUAAAAUUCUCAUUCUCGCAGCCAUUUCAUAAAGAAUAUAUAGAUGUAUCCAGUGUAUUAAAAUGUUGGCCUAUUAAAGGAGCUGCUAUUAAUACUUUUGACAAAACUGAUAAUGAGAAUAUUCUAUUCUCAGAUGAAAAAACAGACGGUAAGGAACCCUAUGAUCCCUUACGACAAACAUUAGCUGAGGAAAUAUCAUCAAAAUUUGUCGAACAUCAGUCCUCUUGCGAUCAAAUUAGAGAAAAAAAUUUUAGUAUGGGUUUUGGUGAGGGGUCCGGCAGAGUCAAAAAAAUUUUAGAAGAUGGAGAUAAUAAUUCAAAAUUUUCGGCUGCGACUCUGUCGGACGUAAAACAAUCUCAGCCGUUUUUGUUGUCCGAGGAUUAUGAGGACUAUAGUAAAUGUGAAGACGUAUGUAAGCCUAAUAAAGAACAAUUUGAAACUGUUAAACGUUACGUUUCAUAUUUGCAAUUGCGAGAUAAAGUACGAGCAUUUUUUAAAAAAACAACCUUUGAAUUGAAUUAUGAUUGGCAUUACGACAAAUUUAAAAAUAAGAAAAACAUUUAUAGUAAUAAGGUAUUCCCAUAUGACCUGAUUAGCCCGGAUUUUAUUGAACCAGCUCCGAUAGAAACUGUGGUACAAGUAGUACAGGUGGGCCAAUUACCUGUUAGUGGAGCUGCCCAAAAUCCCGUAACGUGCGAUCCGCGAGUUACUCAAGUAACAGAUGCUAGUCCUUCUCAGUGUUUAGUUGAAAACAGCCCUCACGAUGAUUCACAACCUACUAUCAAAACCGAAUAUACCGAAUUAACCACUGCGGAUCUGAGUUUACCACUAGCGCAAGAAUACGAACGACAUAUUAAAUCACAAGAAUCUUCAAAAGUGCCAAUUUGUAAUGAAAAUAUACCAGUACAAAUGGAAAUAAGCGAAGUAAAGGUUGAAGAAAUGCCUAUUAAAGACGAACCAAUUGAUUACAAUGAUGAUGAUGAUGAUGAUGAUUUAAAUUUAUUAGUUAACAAACCCAUAAAUAAUGUUGACUUUUCAUAUAAUUCUAAUGAGAGCACUUCGCCUAUAGAACCGCGAUCAAAUAUGAUAUUUGAAUCAACACAGAAACAAAAUUCUGAAUUCAUUGAUCACCAAAAGCAACAAAACGGUUCCGCUGAAAAAUCUGAUCAAAUUGCUCACGCUAUGAAUGCUGCUGGUAUAACAACUACACCAGAAUUCACUACUAACUUAGUCAAUAUUCCAAAUCCAAUAUCUCCAAAAAUGGAAGCCACGAGCCCCGUUCCAGAAUCACCUAAUUACUCAAAUUCUUCCAUUAAUGCAAUGGCACUCCAACAAGCGUUCGCACAAAUAUUACCUCCUCCAUUGAAUCAAACUAAUUCUCAAGAUAAUAUUCAGGUGGCUCCUAAUUCUGCUGCUACUUCGCAAGUAUUACACAUAGUGCAAAAUAAAAAUACUAAUGGAAACCAAAUUACUUUAGUUGAUAAUGCACAAAAUUCAGUUAUAAAUAACUCUAAUACAUCUGUGUUACAUAUUGUUCAAAAUAAAGGAGUAAAUAAUAAUACAACAUCGAAUGCAAACAACGGACAACAUUCAACAUCGUAUGGUGGAUUGUCAUUAGUAGACUCAGGUAUUCAACAAGGCAAUAAUCAGCUUCUUCACAUUGUAAAUACCGGGAACCAAAAGAAUCCUGGUACAGGCCAAUUAUUAAAAAGAGUUAAUCUCUUAACUAACUUAACAAAUAUGCAAGGAUCUAACGAACAAAAAAUGGUGCAAUUUUUAUGUAAAGCUGCAGACGGCAAAUCUAUUCAUUUAAAUAAUCCACACCAAAGAAGCAUGGUAUUAAGACUACAACCGAUUGAUUCCUCAAAUAUUCAAGUCAAUAAUAAAACAGAAGACUCAAGUCAGUCGUCUAAUAAGAACAUUUCAACAUCUAAUAAAGAAACCGUUAGUGCCCAACAUGAAAUAAAGUCUCGCUCUGUGUAUGAGGAAAAUUAUGCUAAGUUUAUUCAGAAUUCUUCCAACAAAUCUAUUCCUGAAAAAUCAACCAGUUUGCCCAAAUUCAAUCAAGCGUUUGGUAAACAAGUUUAUCAAGACAGUAAUCAAAAGUCAAAUGACAUAAACUCAAACACGUCACAUUUAUCAUCUGUAGACAUAAAUGCGGAAAGUUCAGAUUGUCAAUCUUCUGAUAAUACUUUGAAUUUAGAUCAUAUAGGACAAAUUAACAGCCCACCGCUAUUAUUGAGGAAGUCUUCUUCGCAGACGACUUCAAUUCAACCUAAUUUAAUGCAACAGAUAAAACAAACCAUUUCUCCUAUGAAUAUCCAAACCAUGCAUGGUGGUGUAAUUUACACUCGACAAAUACCCGUUAAUAUAGGUGGUGGGCAAACUAUUAAUUUAAUAACAGUUCCUAGUACCGAACUUGCCGAUGAAACUAAUCAAAAACAACACAAUGAUGUUAAGUUUAUUAAUCAAAAUGAAAUGGAAUCACCAAUUAUCAAAUUAGUACCACAAGCAUCUAGUUCAGACGUUACUUCUGAUGAAAGCAUUAAUAAUAAUUCGUCAAACGAAAAUUCUCAAAAUACGCCGGUUCAGCAUCAGCCGGUUUUAACGCAAAUGCGCAUUAAAUUGCCAAUGCUAAGUAAAGCUCCUCAAAUGAUGUCCGGUACAAGAUUAGUACGUCCGUCUUUCUUUCAAAUUCAGCGGAAUGUCAUCGGUGGCGCUAAUCAACCUGUUUAUCAACAGUUAGUAUUGACGGCAGCUCCACCUCUUGGACAACAUACUAUUCGUUUGCCACAAGCUCAAACAACUAGACAUGUAAAAGUUACAUCUGAAAGUCAAUCUUCGCCGGAGUCGCAAAUGAGUACAUCGACCCUUGAACAAUUACGAGAAUUUGAUAUGGUAUUAGAACAAGUUAAAGAAAGGAGUACUGUUCAACCAAAUAACCAAAGUAAUUACACUAAAUUGCAUACGCCAUCGUCUGAUACAGCUGAGAGCACUUCAAUAACUUCGACUGUUACAGAAUCAACGCAACAAGUUUUGUAUUCUAUUGGGUCUAAUCAAUCAGUAAAUGUGGCGUACGUAAGUAGGAAACCUAAUGUAACAACACCCACACAAUCAGCAUUUGAACGAUCACCAGAUUCAUCAGGUAUCAUUGACUCUCCCUCUUCUUCAACAUCACACGUACAAAUUCCUCACACUGUUACCAGUGAAUCAACUUCAAGUGAAGGAAGUAGUACUCAACCUAUUCAACAAAAAGCAGCGAAAGUAGGUUCGAAAUCUAAGUCAAGACCCAAAUCAUCACAUCCACCAAAUUCCUUAAAGAUAAAUACUGUACCUCCAAAAACGUCUACACAAAAGCCUCUAGAGGAUGAACAGACUACGCAACGUAUAUUGUAUAUAUUAGCAGAAUAUAAAGAACAAGUUGAGAAUUCUCCCGAUAAAGAUAAACCAGCACCACGUAGAAGAAAUAAUCCGCCAUCAAACCCUUCUGGAUCAUCAAAGCGUAAAAAGAGCUCCAGUAGCUCGCGGCGUCCUGGUGCCCGCGACAUUAGUCCAGUUAAUGGCGAUGAGACAUGUCGUACUAUGGGUUCAGAGGACAGUAGUUGUGGUACUUCACAAGGUGACUGCACCGAGAGUUGUCUUGAGAGUCAUUCUCCUCAAGACAGUCCACGUAAAGUCGUAAGAAAACUAAGUUUUGAAAAUGAAACUCCUCGAGCCAGACCGCAACCACAACGCAAUGUAAUAGUCGCAGACGGCCAAACAAUAACAGUCGCGAGAGGAACAGCUGGAAAGCCUACUACAGCAGUGUUAAUGCCCGCCAAUUAUAUCUUGCCAGUUUCAAUGGUUAAGGGUGGUCAGCAAAUUGCUAUAGUGACUAAUCGCGGUCCAAAACUAUUAACAGUUGGAGGAGGCGAGGGUGGCACUACUAAUGCACUUUUAUUACAACGUCUCAUUGGGCCAGCUGGCUUGAAGCCUGUACUAACACGCCCUGGAGUUCGUCACGUUCGCUUACCAACAGCCGCUCUUCACAAUCUACAAGCUUUUAAUCUGGCUACGGCGGCAACAGUUCCACCACCAGAUAGCACAGCUUCGCCAGCUCCAGAAGCUACGCCACCUGAACUAAUAGAGACAAGAACUAAUAGCUCACCAUGGGCUGAUCGUGAGUCGCAAGAAAUAAAACCUGAACGAGAAUCUAGUCCAGAGGGUUCGGAGCCGUGGAACUUGUCAUCUUCGGGCGACCCUCAUGAUUAUUCAUACGAAGAAACCGUGAGAACAGACAAUAUGGGCAGGACUGUGCUUGACGCGAUCCCAGAUCGAUACAGUCCCGAAAUGGAGGCGCAAAGGAUAUUUGAUAAGAUGUUCGACGUUGACUCGAAAAAAUCGUACAUCGUAGAUUCUCAAGACGAUUCGUCCCGUUGCGCAUAUGAUAUUGACGCGUCAGAUAGCGACGAUAAGGCCUACCACCAGGUGGUUCAGAGAAAAGAUGGUGGAACACAUCGCCAGCAUCGGCUGACUCAUGUCUCUGCAGCGGCGUUAAGACAUAAAUAUGCUAUUCUGGAACAUGAACUCCGAUUACAGGGUACAGCCUUUUUACAGAAAUCAUUAUCCGAAGAGUGCGAAGACCUCGGCGUGGACUCGCCAUCUGCAGCUGAACUCUUUCCGGAAGCAGAGUUGUUUUCAGGUUCGCCUGCGCACGAAGCUCAACAACACUCACACACGCCCCAACCAACAAUUCUCAAUCAAAGUGGCAUAUCUCAACCGGAUUUAGAAGAUCAAAUAGCCAGCGAUCGGCUUCUACGACAAGAUGGAACAAACGACCAGCACGAUCUCGGCGUCACACUUGGGCUGGAUGAAGGCAUUGUCACCGUUAGCGAAGACGGGAUGCAAGCCACAAUUACAUUAGAUCAGGAAGAAUUUGCUAGAUCUCAUCCAAAUACCACUUUCCAUAGCGAGCCUACAGACGAAGGAGAGGUCCAACCGUUUACAAUAACCGGUCUUAAGGGACGGCACAUAACAUCGACCAUAUUCCAUGCCGGUAGAGCACCAGCGACCGUACUGGUAACGGCACCGCAGACCACGGUCAUAUCGCAAGCGACGCCCGAUCACGUGAUACAUAAUAAUGUAAAAUUCGCGAAUAUCAAUCAAAUAAUUAAUUCAUCACCAACGGCAACGCAUAGAAACCUCAACCUUGCCUCGGUGCUGGUUAAAGACGAGCGCCUCACAAAGUUCGACAGUAUACUUACAGAUUCCAGAGAACUCCAUCUCUCUAAUACAGCUUCAGCAAUCGUGCAUUCCACUGGUAACGCGACUCAAGUGAUCAGACGAGUAUGUUACGACGACGACAAAAGGGACACGAGAUAUUUAAUGGACGAGCCAGAACCUCUAAUUGCCGGUGAUGAUGCAAAAAUGAUAGCAGAAGACAGCUCACGUGAUGCAACUCUCGAAUCGAUAGCAGGUGAUGACGAUAAUUCUCUCCCCGAGCGACACGCUGAAUUGUUCUGGGAGUCGAACUCCGCAUCCGAACGCUCGGACGGCAGGCGACCUUUAGACUUCAGCAGCGAUAGCGAAAAGUGUUGCAAAAGUCCAUCCUUCGACGAGACUAAUUCUACUGAUUCUAGCGGUGUCGGGACUCACGUGCGACUAGACUCCGUAAUAAAAGACACUCGAGGUCUGGAAAGGAGCACAAGUGGGGAUGGUUCAUCUGCGGAUGAUAUUCAUCCCCCAUUACGUACUUAUCCCGCCAAGCGGAUGUACCAUGCGAUUGACGGAGAAAUGGAAAGGAGCAUGUCCGGGAAAACAAGGGCUGGAUUUCCAGAAGAGAGGUCGGAAAGCCUCGAAGUAAGACGGCGAGCAUCGGGGCGGGGAGUGGUGAAGCGGGGCUGCCACUGCUGCAACGGCUCCCCGGCACCUCCUAGACCAAAAAAACCUAGACAGAGAAAACCUACCAUGGACUUUACUUCCAAUUAAAGACGUAUAGUGAUUAAUUGACUUACUAGGCUAGGCGGGGAUCACGUCCUUGAAAGUUUCCGCGCCAGACUGAAUGCGAUUUCUUUGACGAGGAUUCACUUAAGUGUAUAAUAAUGAUAAGUUGUUGAAAUUGUUUUGUAAAUAACAAUAAACAGAUAGCUUUCGUUCAGAUACUACGAGUACUUUUUUGUUAAAAUUAUUAUAAGUUUAGAAGAUUCCUUUAAGAUGUUAUAAUUUUCUAGGUAUAAAAACUGACACCGAUUAGUUCAAACUUUUUUUUUUUAAUUUUGACUUAAUUUUUCAUAUUUUUUUUAUCGAUAUAUAUGAUUUUUAAAGAUAUUUCUGUUUGUUUGUUAAAUUUCAUGUAAUAUAUAACUUAUACAUAUUGUAUUGAUAAUAUAUUGAUUGUAUAAAAUAAUUGUAUUACAUAGGUUACCUCCAUAUAGGUUAAGCGUUUCCGUUUAGUGAAUACAGGCCAUACUCAAAUGUGAAUUUGUCUCUUAGUGUUUUAGGUGUACGGAAAUCUAUAAAAGCCCUUCUUUAUAAAGCUAGACUGAUGUUGACACGUUUGUUUUUAGCGUAUCGCUAUUUAAAUUCGAAGCCGAUAUUUUAUAGUUUUAUUUUCUAUACUGUACUAUAUUAGUAGAUUUAAUUAAUAUGGCAACUUCCAUGGGAACUGCACAAAUUUAACGUCGGUGUGACGGUGAGCUUUAACUUUGGCGGUUUAUUUUUCGAUGUUUAGUUAUUCGAUAACAUACGGUGCCAAUACUGGUCGAACCGUGCUUGAAUUUACAUUCGCAAAGGGCGUUAAUAUAUCGCUGUAUUUAAAGAAAAUAUAGUAGAAUUGUAUAAGUUAGUGUGAAUUUAUAUUAACCAUUUUAAGGGUGUAAAUAAUUUUAGUCCCCAAUUACUGUUCCGGGGACCAUCUAGUCACUAUCGUACCGUUAUAGAAUAUCGUAUAUUUAGAUUGAAUGCGGUAUCGGUCUUUCCGAUUUUCGGCUUAAAGCCAAUUAAACUUCAGUAUUUAGCCGCUUGUAUAUAAAUUUGAAUGGAUGUGGGUAGUUACAUAAUAACCCCUGUUUUUGAUGUCAGAAUUUUUUUUCGUGGUACUAAAUACCACGAGCAAUUUGUAAAUAAAAUGAUGAUAAUUAGUGAAUUUAGUGAUCGUCGGUCGUUCUCUAACGGUGUUAUUAUAGUGAAACGUAACAGAUACGUUUUAUGCGCUCGUAAUCGAGUCGAAUUCGGUAUAAACCAUAGUUCAGGAUGUUACUUCAAGUAGUCGUAAGAUAGUGUUGUUAGGUAAAGUUCAUAGUACGUGUAUAUGAGCCUUUAGCCCGACCUUCAAAUGAGUUUGAUAUUUUUGAAUGGACAACAUCAAGACAGAUUACGCUUUCGAAGUCAGACUAAAGGCGAAUAGUGUCCACAUAUCGGGACGCCUUUUUCCGCAAAUUUUUUGGAACCUUUAAUAUAUUUUUUUCUCUAAAAAGACAGUUUUUCUGCCAUUUCUAAAAGUAAGAUUCGAAUUUUUUAUAUAAUCCAGUAAGUUGUUAUUGUUCGAUAUUGUAGGUCGGUUUACCUUCGAUAUUACUAUCAGACUACUACAGUAUUGCAAAUGUGUUUUGUUAUUUUCAACUAGACGUUAUAAAUUUAUUAGCUGUAAAUGAAAACUUGAUAAUGUUUAGGAAGUUUUGUCACUAUUAUUUUUUUUAAUUUAACCAAUGUGUUUUUGUGAUUAUGUAAACAUUAUUUUUAAAACGGCUACAGAAAAAUGAUCAUUAAA